CAAUACCCAAACAAGUGAACCCACCCUCUAAAGAUUCAAUCUAUCAUCUUCGUUACAUUUAUCUACAAAAGAUGGAACAAAAUCACUUGAAGAAGAUUAACUUCGUCAAAAACUCCCUAUUUGAACAGGGUUAUUUGGAUGAACAAUUCACCCAACUUGAGGAUUUACAAGAUGAUGCAAACCCUAAUUUUGUGGAAGAAAUCGUCACAUCGUUUUACUCAGAUUCAACGAGACUAAUUCGCAAUGUAGAAACCGCACUGGAGAAUCACCCACUUGAUUUUUGCAAGCUUGAUAAUUAUAUGCAUCAAUUCAAGGGUAGUAGCUCAAGCAUCGGUGCCAAAAAGGUGAAGGUCGAGUGCAAUCAGUUUCAGGAAUGCUGCAAAGCUAGGAAUGCCCAGGGAUGUAUUAUGGCAUUUCAACAUGUGAAGCAAGAGCAUAGCACUUUAAAGAGAAAACUUGAAGCAUAUUUUCAGAUCUUAAGGCAAGUGGAAUGAUAAGAAGAAUCACGUCCUACAAGCGGAAGGAAGAAGAAGAAAAUACAAUGUCAAACAAUUCGAUCAUCAUCAUUUUUAUAAGCAGUUAAGUUUAUGCUUUUGCAUCGAGUAUUUGUUUUGGUUUCUAAUUUUCGGUGUGUUGGAUGUAUCAUAUCCACUUGCGGGAUGCAUCAUUCUUUUUGUUCAACUUUCAAAGUCAAAUAAUACAUGUCGCCUUAGCGAUAAAAUUAUCCA
Molecule: messenger RNA, 728 nt
Organism: Lactuca sativa (garden lettuce)
Lineage: Eukaryota; Viridiplantae; Streptophyta; Magnoliopsida; Asterales; Asteraceae
Product: histidine-containing phosphotransfer protein 4
Biological process (GO): phosphorelay signal transduction system; phosphorylation; cytokinin-activated signaling pathway
Cellular component (GO): nucleus; cytoplasm
Molecular function (GO): protein histidine kinase binding; histidine phosphotransfer kinase activity
Source: RefSeq, a predicted model, not a curated record